Seriola aureovittata is the source of this 5744-nucleotide messenger RNA. Its product is annotated as titin-like. The record is from RefSeq and is a predicted model, not a curated record. NCBI's taxonomy places the organism in Eukaryota, Metazoa, Chordata, Actinopteri, Carangiformes, Carangidae. The transcript has 22 exons. Bases 223 to 4275 code for a protein of 1350 amino acids.
GUCGUUUCAUCUUUGUCUGGUUCAAGAACGGAGAGAAAAUUCUGGAGGAAACUUCUUCUUACACGCAUGACUUUUAUCCUGGAGACAACAUCACCUGCGCCCUCAAAGGUUAUGAGGAUUACCACUCGCCUUCUGUGUAUGCUCCAAAGCUUCUCUCUGUGUCAGUGAGUCCCUCUGGUGAGAUAGUAGAGGGCAGUUCAGUGACUCUGAGCUGUAGCAGUGAUGCUAACCCAGCAGCUAAUUAGGUGGUACAAGAGGAACGUGAACUUCAAUCCUCUCAUCAGUGAAGCCGAGCUCGUCUUCAGGUCCGUGCAGUCCUCAGACUCUGGAGAGUUUUACUGUGCAGCUGAGAGCGAGCUGGGGAGGAGGACGUCUGGUUACAUCUUUAUUGAUGUGAAAUAUGCUCCGAAGCUUCUCUCUGUGUCAGUGAGUCCCUCUGGUGAGAUAGUGGAGGGCAGUUCAGUGAAUCUGACCUGUAGCAGUGAUGCUAACCCAGCACCUAAUUACACCUGGUACAAGGAGAACCAAACACUGCUUCAAGGACCAGAAGGAGUUCAUCAUUUCUCCUCCAUCAGCUCUGAGGACAGAGGGAACUACUACUGCAAGUCUGAGAAUAAACAUGGACAGAUUCUCUCUAAGUCUCUAUCUAUAGACGUCCAGUAUGCUCCAAAGCUUCUCUCUGUGUCAGUGAGUCCCUCUGGUGAGAUAAUGGAGGGCAGUUCAGUGACUCUGACCUGUAGCAGUGAUGCUAACCCAGCAGCUAAUUACACCUGGUACAAGGAGAAUGAAGACUCACCAAAAGCUUCAGGACAGAUCUUCACCAUCACUGACCUCAGACCUGAACACAGUGGGAAUUAUUACUGUGAAGCCCAGAACACAAGAGGACGUCGUAACUCCACCUUAAAUCUGACUGUUGUGGCAGGUGGGGCUCCCUCAUUCAGCAGUAGUCACGUUACAGGUGCCUCGAGGUCGCACUCGCUAGUCCUCAUCUCCCUCCUCUUCCUCCUCUCCCUCCUCUUCCUCCUGCGGAGACGGUCGGAUCACGACAGAUCACAGACCCCGCCCCGCCUCACCUGCCCGCCAGCCGUUAGCAGAGUGUCUUCUGCCCUCACUCGUCACCUGGCCCGUCUCUUUCACAGGCGAAGAGGAAAGUUCUCAUCGCUACAACAUGAAACGUCUUUUCAUUCCGACAGAAAUGACAAUAAAAUAGUUUUAAUUGGGAUGAAAGACGUUGACCGAAGGAAACCAGACCAGCGCUCAACAUCAACUAAUAUGAUUCAGGCACAGGAGAUAAAGCUGUUAUCUGACGUGAAGAAACCGACGAGAGCAGCAGCUAUGAGUUUGACAGAAGCAGCGACUUGGACUAUUUUCUUCCUUCUCUCUGCGUCAGUGGUAAAGGGUCACAACAACCAUAAAAUGUCGUGCACCCCCACUCAGAUCUGUGCCAUAAAAGGAUCAACAGUGAAAAUAAACUGCAAAAUACAUGGAGUUGAGGACAUCAUUUGGUACAUUAAACCAUACCGUUAUCCAAGUGUGGAUCUGAUAAAAGAUGCCAAAUACGCGGGUCGUGUGACGUACAGUUGUACAGAACAGAGCUGCACUCUGAUGAUCAGUAACCUGAAACUGACUGACUCAGCUAAAUACGGUUUCCGUUUAAUGACGGAUAACCUUUACUCAUCAAGAUAUUAUGAACCUGGAGUCUCUUUGUCUGUCAAAGAUCCACCGGUGUCUGUCAGCAGGUAUAACAGGUUGCAGUGUCAAAUCGCUUGUCCUCAAGCUCGCCCUACUUCCUACAUCUGGUACGAGAAUGGACAGAAAAUAUCAGAAACAUCUUAUUCAUUCUACCGUUCUGAUACAAACAGCUAUUCCUGUGCUGUACCGGGAAAUGAGGAUUUUCCUUCUCCUUCAGUGUGUGUCUCUGGUCGAACCUGCAAAAAAGUGAUUUACACAAACAGAAGAAUCUGUGUCCUCAGAGGAUCAUCAGUCGACAUUUCUUGCACUUACAACAGUUACAGUGACAGUGUUGAAUCAAAGUUCUGGUUCAGAUCUGAACGUAGUCGACUCCCUGUGGAUCUUCGUAAAGACUCCCAGUACUCAGGUCGUGUUCAGGUCCUUGAAACAGAGAGAGGACGCUCCACUCUGAGAAUCACUGACGUCAGAGAGAGAGAUUCAGCUGAUUACCGCUUCAAAUUCAAAACACAAUGGUUUGAAUGGGGGAGCAGUUUAUCUGGUACAACUCUGACUGUCACAGAUAUUCGGGUGGAAGUUUUUUAUCAAAAUCUCAAGUGUGAAACGUCUUGUCCUCUACGCGAUGGUUCUUCCUACGUCUGGUUCAAGAAUGGACAGAAAAUAAAUGGAGAAAGUUCUUAUUUUUAUUCACACCAAUGGGACAUUUCCAGCAGCUUUUCAUGUGCUGUGGAAGGACUUGAGAAUUUCCCCUCUCCUCCAGUGUGUGCCGAUGGUGAAUCCUGCAACAGAGUGACUUACACAAACAGAAGUAUCUGUGCCCCUGAAAGAUCAUCAGUCAACAUUUCUUGCACUUACAACAGUUACAGGGACAAUGUUGGAUCAAAGUUCUGGUUCAGAUCUGAACUUAGUCGACUCCCUGUGGAUCUUAGUGAAGACUCCCAGUACUCAGGUCGUGUUCAGGUUCUUGAAGCAGAGAGAGGACGCUCCACUCUGAGAAUCACUGACCUGACAAAGAGAGAUUCAGCUGAGUAUCGCUUCAAAUUCAAAACACAAUGGUUUGAAUGGGGGAGCAGUUUACCUGGUACAACUCUGACUGUCACAGCUGUGCAGCUGCAGGUGACCAGAGUGAUAACAGUCCACCCGUCUCACACCGUGGCAGAGCUGAACUGUCACACCAGCUGCCGUCCCAUUGGUCGUUUCAUCUUUGUCUGGUUCCAGAACGGAGAGAAAAUUCAGGAGGAAACUUCUUCUUACAUGCAUGACUUUUAUCCUGGAGACAACAUCACCUGCGCCCUCAAAGGUUAUGAGGAUUACCACUCGCCUUCUGUGUACGCUCCAAGGGCUGCCUUAUUGUCAGUGAGUCCCUCUGGUGAGAUAAUGAAGGGCAGUUCAGUGACUCUGACCUGUAGCAGUGAUGCUAACCCAGCAGCUAAUUACACCUGGCACAAGGAGAACCAGCAACUGACCGGUAAAGAGCCGCAGCUUGUCUUCAACACGAUCAAGGUCUCUGACUCUGGAGAGUAUCACUGCGCAGCUGAGAACGGGCUGGGGUGGAGAUCAAGUAACUACAUCUCCAUCAAUGUGAAAUAUGGUCCUCAGACCUCCACUCUGUCAGUGAGUCCCUCUGGUGAGAUAGUGGAGGGCAGUUCAGUGACUCUGACCUGUAGCAGUGAUGCUAACCCAGCAGCUAAUUACACCUGGUACAAGGAGAACCUAAAACUGCUUCAAGGACCAGAAGGAGUUUAUCAUUUCUCCUCCAUCAGCUCUGAGGACAGAGGGAACUACUACUGCAAGUCUGAGAAUAAACAUGGACAGAUCAACUCUUCACUCCUGAUCAUAGACGUCCUGUAUGCUCCAAAGCUUCUCUCUGUGUCAGUGAGUCCCUCUGGUGAGAUAGUGGAGGGCAGUUCAGUGAAUCUGACCUGUAGCAGUGAUGCUAACCCAGCAGCUAAUUACACCUGGUACAAGGAGAAUGAAGACUCACCAAAAGCUUCAGGACAGAUCUUCACCAUCACUGACCUCAGACCUGAACACAGUGGGAAUUAUUACUGUGAAACCCAGAACACAAGAGGACGUCGUAACUCCACCUUAAAUCUGGUUAUUCCAACGAGUUCAGUGAAAUCAGCAGCUGCUGGAUCAGUCACUGUUAUUUUUCUGGUUAUCAUAUUCCUCUCUGCCUUCGUAUUCGUUAGACGAAAGAUGUCCUCGACUCAACCACGUGAAGCUGGACAGAGACCGGACAACAACGCACAGCUGAAUGACGGUCCAGAUUAUGUGAACUCCUCCGCUGCGGUCCAGAUAAAAUCAGCAGAGCAGCAGGGCGAACUUUUCUACGCCAGCGUGAGAUUCUUUAAAAACCAGGAGGACCCUGUGUACUCCAACAUCAGGCCAGUUGAGCCCAACAGACACAACAAGGAGGAGGAAGAGGAGGAGGAGGAGGAGGAGGAGGAGGAGGAGGCGGAAGGUGUGGAGUACACUGCUGUCAAUGUUAAGAGCGCCAGUUCUUCCCCAAGAUUAAGACGUGAAGAGGCCGCGGAGGAUCCAUGUGCGCUGUACAGCACAGUCAGCAAAAAGUACAGAGCAUGAACGCAGUGUUUCAGCAGGUCCACAGUGACAUUAGAAGACAUUUUGUCAGGACUGAUCUGUUCAGUAACGCAGCAUAAAGGCAGCUUUAAAAAACCAAAUACAUAAAACUAAAAAACAAACUUGAAUGUCGGUGCACCUUAUCAAAAUGCUAACUGUAAAGACAUCCAACAGACUAAUUAGAUAUUAUACAAGCAUGUAUAUCCGUUUUUCAGAAACUUAACUUUAUUUUAUUUUCUGUCAGAGCAGUGUGGCGCCAGUUCUUUAAUAAAGUUAUAAUAAAAUGUAUUGGUGUUAAAUACAACAUUUGCUUAAAAAAUGUCACUAAACAGUAAUAUUUUACUUUUAUUUUACUUGUAGUGAAAACAAACACUUCCGGUGUCUUGUUGAGUUUCUCUAAAUACAGUACAUCUUUAUCCACCUUGCUUUUAAUCAUCAGUUUUCAUUGUCACUAUUACUCUGCUCUUUUUCUCAGUUGUUAAUUCUAUGGUGCAUUAACAUCACAAGUCAUUGAGUUAGUGGUUUGUUCAGGUUUUUGUUUGUUUAAGUCUGUGAUUUAUUUCACACAGUUGUCACCCUCUGGUUAUUAUUUGUUAAACUGACUUAUUGUAUUGAUUUAUGUUGUUUAAAUAACCUGAUCUUUUAUUGAAUAAAUUUAAUCUGUUUUAUUUUUCUACCUGGUGCUGUUCCAGCUGUCAACAUGUUCAUACAAGAUAGAUAAGAUAGAUUCACAUUGCAACUCUUUGCAUUUUAAUAAACAAACAUUGUUAAGCUCAUUUUCAGAUCACUGCUUGUGCUAAACAGGCACGCUGUGCACCAAAAAACAUUCAGUUAUAUCUCAGAGCUGGUAACUUUGAAUAUUUGACAUGCUUCUUACUAAUAACUUCCAUGCUGUUGACAUCAGUAACUGCACACCAUAUUUCUCGGGGAGGGUUCUAGUACAGUGACGGCCAUCUACCCUACACACAUCAAUGUUCACAUUAACUUCAGAUCAAACCAAAGAUAUUUAACACCAGUGAGUAAAUCAAUCAGUUUAUAUCAGGUUAAAUAUGUGUGUUUGGAAGAGUGCUACCUGCAAGGCUGAAGGAAGGCCUGAGGUUGUUGAUACUAAAAACCCCACAAUGCAUCACAGCAUCUCGCCCGGCAGUUCCUGAUCUCAGCAGACUGGAAAGAGACAGAGUAGGUCAUGUUUACCAAAUUACUUUAUUGUUCUUAUUUCAUUUCAACUAGUGAAGGAACACCACAUUAGAGAUGAGGAUAGUUCCUAUGAUCAGAGCCGUAUGCUACUUAUAAGGAUUUUUUUUAAAAUGGCAAAUAGUGUGAUGAACUGUAUAUAUUAUGUACUGUAUAGAAGCACAUAGAACUUAACAUAAACUUGGAUUCAUUCAUUCAUGGUGUAUUGCUUGGUAUUAACUGAAUAACACAUUAAUUAAUCAAGGACAGAAUUAGCCUAAAUUGACUAACAGCAAUAG